CAUACAGUUACCACAGAGAAUAGAAAUGAUUAUAAAAUAUAAUGAAAGAUCAGUAACACGUCAGGUAGGAUCCUGUCAUCUGGAGAAGAUGACCUGCAAAAUGAUGCUCGUGGUGGCGACCCUUGGUGUGAUGUCUCUCUUCAUGGGAACAAUGGCAACUGGACAAAAGGGCACGUGUGAGAAAGAUUGUGAUGCAAGCAUAGUAAAUGCUUUCAAUCAAUUCGGCCUUGAUUUGCACAUGGAUAUGAUCAAAGAUGACCUCAAUACUAAUCUGUUGUUUAGUCCAUAUAGCAUUGCCACAUGCUUUAUGAUGGUUCUGUUAGGUUCUGCCGGGGAUACUUCCGACUCCAUUGCAAAGAUCUUCCAUGUAGAUGGUAUGACAGGAACAGUCCAUAGCAUAAGAAAAUGCCUGGAUGAUUCAAUAAAUGGCAAGACAUCUGUUAAGCUGAACACAGUCAACCGUAUCUAUCCUGACUUGACCUUACAUUUACUUCCCUCCUUCGUGACUGACAUUCUCAAAUAUUUUGGGACAGCUGCCAGGAUUGAAAAACUUAAUUUCAAAGACACUGAAAGAAGUGUUAAAUAUAUAAAUGACUGGAUAGCGAAUGUCACCAACAACAAACUUAAGGAUGUCAUCCGGCCAGGAGAAGUUGAUGCCAGUACUGUAAUUGUGCUGGUCAAUGCAAUCUAUUUCAAAGGUGCAUGGAAAUACAAAUUUGAUAAAGCCCUUACAGAAAAAGUAGAUUUCUAUGUUUCAGCAGAUAAAGUUGUACAAGUUUGCAUGAUGACACGUCCUCCCACUUUCUUUAAAUACAGAUACAGCCCUUCAUCUAUCCUAGAUGCUCAAAUUGUGGAACUCCCAUAUGUUGGAGACUGUGUAAGUAUGGUCAUAAUACUCCCAAAUAAUGGCUCCACCACUAUUGAAGAAUUGGAAGCAAAACUAGACUCAAAAACACUGGAAAGUGAAUUAAAGGAUCUGGUGCCUAAUAGAAACAUCACUGUAUAUCUUCCAAAGUUCAAGCUAAAGGAGAGGUAUACUUUGAACAAAAACUUGAAAAGAAUGGGUAUGCAUCAUGUGUUUGGCAGGGCCGACCUGAGCAAUAUGGGAAAUGAUAGCAGGCUGUCAAUUGAUGGAGUCAUUCAUGAGGCUUUCAUAGAAGUCAAUGAGGAAGG
Messenger RNA from Owenia fusiformis, 1173 nucleotides. Lineage: Eukaryota; Metazoa; Annelida; Polychaeta; Sabellida; Oweniidae. The record is from the annotation of a GenBank genome assembly.